Molecule: messenger RNA, 4562 nt
Organism: Lepisosteus oculatus (spotted gar)
Lineage: Eukaryota; Metazoa; Chordata; Actinopteri; Semionotiformes; Lepisosteidae
Source: RefSeq, a predicted model, not a curated record
CUGAGCUACAAGUUACUUAAACACCAACCUGAACCAGCUGCACCUGUUUACGAGCUGGAAGAGGUCGAGAACGGUCUGACACUGGAAAAUGUCCCUUGUGAAUUUAAGCAGUGUCAAGUAAAUUCUCGGUGUGGGGGAAAAACAGAAAGUCUGGGACCCGAGGAAUUCCUCACAAGGAACUGCAAAUCCCAGGAAGUCGCACUGUGACUGCUGCUGACAAUUGCUCUCUCCUGCUUCAUUGAUGCUUGACGCCGCCAAUCGUCUUGAGAAACGGGUCGCACUGCGUACGGAGAGGCCAAUGAAAUACCUCUGAAGGAGGGAAUAAAGUUUCAGGAGACGUCACAGCCCGAGCCGCAGUCUUGCCUGGCACAACCGGGAGCGGGGUUUUCGGCCUGGGGAUCUGACAUUGGCACGGAAAGUGCAGGUGGAAUUGGCUACAGGAUCAUGGCCUCGGCAGCCACUUUGGACCCAGACGUGGUGAGAGAGGUCUUGGAGUGCCCCAUCUGCCUGGAGACCUUCAACCGGGAGCAGCUGCGCCCCAAACUCCUGCAGUGCGGGCACACGGUUUGCAGGCUCUGCCUGGAGAAGCUGCUGGCGAGCACCAUCAACGGGGUGCGCUGCCCCUUCUGCAGCAAAGUCUCCCGCAUGAGCAGCAUCUCCCAGCUGGCGGACAACUUGACCGUGCUGAAAAUCAUCGACUGCGCCAGCUCCGGCUCGGCGACCAGCCUGAUGUGCAAAGGCUGCAAGAACCGGCUGCCCAGGCAGUACUGCAAGGACUGCGGCCUGGUGCUCUGCGAUGCCUGUAAAGCAGAAGGGCACCAGCACCAAGGGCACAUAGUCCUGACUGUCCGCUCAGCUGCAGAGCAGCGGAGGAAAGAGGUGGGCGCCAAGCUCGCCAUCUUGCGGGAGACGAUGGGGAAUAUCCAGAAGAAAAAGGCCAUGAUCGACGGCAUCUCGAAGUCCCUGCGGCUGAAAUACAAGGCCGUGCAGCAGGAGUACGCCAAAGCGGAGCUCAGGCUCCAGGAGGAGCUGACGAAGUCCCGCAAGGCCUUCGCCUCCUCGCUGAGCGAAAUCGAAAAGCUCAACACCCAGAUCCUGGAGGAGCACACCUACCUGCUGAACAUCGCCGAGGUCCAGGUGGUGUCCCGCUGCGACUAUCUCACGAUGAAGAUCAAGCAGGCCGACAUCGCUCUGCUGGAGGAGGCCGGCGACGACGAGGAGCUGGACUUGAAAAGCAACCUGCCCGCGCUUUUGAAGCUGCAGGAUCCGGAGCUGGCGAAGGUCGAACGUUCGGAGCCUCUGGACGUGGGGCAGGUGGUGAGCAAGCAGUGUACCGUCGACACAGACGAAGGCUCCCAUGACAUAGCUGCGCUGUCGCUGGAUGUGUACCGUGACGUCGACAUGGCGACGGAGGAGGCUGCCUGUGCGUCGCCUAGCAUCAAACCCAAGCCAGUGGAAGCGGCGGCUGCUGGAUCCCACCUGUGUCAGUUCAUUAAGAAAAUGGGCUGCAAGGGGAACCUGCCAGGAAUGUUCAACCUCCCGGUGAGCAUAUGUGCCACCAUGCAGGGAGAGGUGCUGGUGGCUGACCGGGGGAAUUACAGGAUUCAGAUCUUCAACCGCAAGGGCUUCCAAAAGGAAAUACGCCGGAACCCCAGUAGCAUUGACAAUUUCGUCCUCAGCUUUCUAGGUGCGGAGCUUCCCAAUCUUAUCCCGCUGUCGAUAGCCAUCACACCUCAGGGCUUAAUUGGAGUGACGGACAACUAUGAUAAUUCAGUGAAGGUGUAUACAAUCGACGGGCACUGCAUUGCCUGCCACAAGAACCAGCUGAUCAAGCCCUGGGGGAUCGCCGCCAUGCCCUCAGGACAGUUUGUAGUGUCGGAUGUAGAGGGGGGAAAACUGUGGUGUCUCGCGGUAGACCGGAAUGUUGGGGUGGUGAACUAUAACCGGCUGUGUUCGGCUGUGCGCCCAAAGUUUGUCACGUGCGACACCAGCGGGACGGUGUAUUUCACUCAGGGGCUGGGGCUCAACAUCGAGAACCGGCACAACGAGCACCACCUGGAAGGAGGCUUCUCCAUUGGGUCGGUGGGCACUGACGGGCAGCUGGGCAAACAGCUCAGCCACUUCUUUUCCGAGACGGAGGAUUUCCGUUGCAUAACCGGAAUGUGCGUUGAUUCCAAUGGGGACCUCCUGGUGGCAGACAGCGGCCGGAAGGAAGUCCUGCAGUUCCCCAAGGAUGGGGGUUUCAACGUUCUUAUACGGGAAGGGCUUACGUGCCCAGUGGGCGUUGCCGUGACUCCAAAAGGGCAGCUGUUGGUGCUGGACUGCUGGGACCACUGUGUGAAGGUGUACAACUACUUGCAGAGAAGGCGUUCAUCAACCUGUUAGGAUCGCAGUCACUUUGGUCCGCUUCCUCAUGGGAAUUCAUAGCGAUAGGAGACGCAUUUGCAAUUCAGGCACCUCUGCUGCUUUUCGGUAGCACAGCAAGCAAUACAAAUGGGUGUUUUUUUGAGAAAACAGGUUUGUUAUAUUUAAAAACCCAAUUUUUACAUCCAUCGGUCCCAUUUUAACGGCUCAUUUCCAAUGAGAUUACUGUUAAGAUAGAUUCAUUCUUUGUCAAAUCAGCCAUAACGAUUUUGCUUAUACCGUGUGUAAAAGAAGAUUUACAUUUGAAGAUUUGCUGAAAUACCUCCUUUUAUUGGAGUAGGCAGGGAGCGAUACUUUAAAAACCUUUAGGGUUGUCAUUGAGGAUCAAAAAGGGAUAUGUAGAAAGUGAGAACCAUUAUGAAUAUAUAUGUAAUGGUAUCCAGGCAGAUCUGCUCUAAAAGUCAUCACAAAUAACUACAACUGCUUCUGGUGUACCUAGGGGCCUUACAACUGAAAUAAAUACCCAAUUGACAAUCUCUAAGAGAUUUUGUACAUGCUUGCCUAAAGUAAAGGAAAUAUCACUAUAAAAUGAACAUAAUGCACAAUAUUAGGAGUUAGACUUGAGUUUAAACCAAACGAAACAUAAAUAAAUACUGUAUAUAACAACAAAAUCAUAAAGGGUGAGUAAUUUGUUUAUGCAAGUGGUUUGUCACAGGGAUACAGUGGUCCUCAUAUUUUCAUUCUGGAAGAUAUUCUGAAAGAUUUGAGGCAAGUGUUCUUAUCAUAGGAUCACAAACUCUUCCUAAUCCAAUAAUCCAUGCACUAGGGCCAACAGUUAUCAUGUAUAGCAGCAAUUAUCAAGCCUGGUUUCAAGGCAGCAUUGUGGAGCAUGAUGGCAAAAAUCGAGAUGUUUCACCUACUGACAACUCUAUCCUUCAGUUCAUUCCUAUGGUCAAUGCAGACAGAUAUUGUAUAAAAGAUAUUAGGCUAUAUGCUUUUACCAUCGAUCAAGGAAUGGAAGGCAGGAUUGGUUUGAUGAAACACUGGCCGAGAUGCAAUGGUACACAACCAUUUAGCAAAAUCACCUUCUGGCAAAGCUCAAGCUGAGUUGACACCGAAUGACCAUUUUAUUUGGGAGGUGUUCUGUGACAUCUAAAUUAAAAUAUCAGCUAACUGUUAGAUUUGAUUUGCUGCACAUUGACAUGCACACAUUACUGUAGAUCCUCAAUGUAGCACCCCCUAUUUAAAAAAAAUGUAUGAUUCAAAUUGUCUUUAUAACAAUAUUACAUUUGGAAUAAAGCCAUUCCACAACUACUUGAGUGAAAUACAGGGAACUUUAUUAUCGGCUCUUCAGUAAAAUAAUUGAGCUGCCAUUUCAUUUUUUGAUGAAUGGCUUCUCUCGUGCUCUAUGUGCUCUAAAUAAACAAAAAUCCUUUAAUUUCCUAGUGAAAAAAAUAAUUAUUUAUUAUCAAGAGCCAAGGAUUACAAAAUAUAGUAUUAAUACAUUUGUCUCUGAGUGAUUCUUUUUUAAAAUAUAUUUUAUGACUGUUAAAAUGGACUGAUUCAUUUUUUAUACAGUAUGAAACCAUAAAUAUAACACACUUUAUAACUGUAUAUCGUCUGUAUAGUGAGCUUUAUGAUGACCACAUACCAUACCAACACCUUAGUCAUUUGUACAGUAGGAUUUACUUUGAACAUGGCGAUUGAUGUUAAGUGUCAUUGUGUUUACGUAUAGUCUCCGAAUAGAGGAAGAUACUGCAUAAAGACUAACAAUGAGAAUUCACCUAGUGAUUUUUACUUAGUUUGCUUGGUAAAUUGUAAAAUCUGUUUCAUUUAAAUAUACUGUAGGUUUUCAGGCUCCUGUAUAAAAUACAAGGUAAAAGUUCACUCACCUUUACUGGUAAUUUAUUCUACAGUAUGUGUGUUAUUGAACUUGGGUAUGCCUUUGGAGUCUUCUAAUAUAAAACAUAUUUUCUAAGUUGUUUUGCUAGCCAAAGUGUCUGAAAACCCUGUGUUAUAUUUAUUCUGAUCACAAAAGUUAUCAAUCACUGUCAAUUACCUGUUGUUUUACGUGUAAAUGUUAUCUUGCCAUAAGGCAUUGCUGUUAUGUUACUGCAGUCAAUGUUCUGUGUAACAUGAUUCCAUUCACUUGUUUGUAUUAAUAAAUACCUACUGAGUGCAAUAAAUCUUAAACUGCA